Molecule: messenger RNA, 2622 nt
Organism: Puntigrus tetrazona (Sumatra barb)
Lineage: Eukaryota; Metazoa; Chordata; Actinopteri; Cypriniformes; Cyprinidae
Exons: 4
Coding region: 673-1686 (337 amino acids)
Cellular component (GO): nucleus
Source: RefSeq, a predicted model, not a curated record
AAAAAAACCACACAUCACAAACCCCGCCCAUUCUGUCAUCCUCAUGUCAUUUUUGCAGUCAUUCUAUCAGUUUAUUCGUUUUAUUUCAUUUUAUACAGAUAGGCGUUGUGAAAAACACAAUUAAAAUAAUAAAAAGUAGUUAAAUUAAAAAGACAUUUUUUCCUAACCGCUAAACCCCGCCCAUUUGGUGACCAUUUUAGUCUUGCUUUCAUUCUGUUAGUUAGUUUUUUUUCAGUAAGUAUGCGAGUUGACAAAGAGGCAAAAUUAUACGUGUUAAAAUAAGUAAAAAAAAAAAAAGGGAUUAAAAAAUAUUUCCUGGCUGAUACAAAACCCCGCCCACUCUGACGUCAUCCUGUCAUUCUUACGGUCAUUGUCAGUUUAGUUUAUUUGAGGAGAAUUUGUGGAACCAGAUGUGGUAAAAUACGCAAUCGAGGAAAAAAGGGGAUAUGGAGUAAUUAAAAUAAAUAAUUAUUUCCUGGCCGCUAAACCCCGCCCACUCCGCCGUCGUUCCCGCCGUCAUUCCAUCCAUCCGUUUAUUCGGUUUCUCUGAGGAAACAUGCGUGCUUUUAAACCGCGGGACGCGGCGAUCUAGUUCGUUAGGGCGCGUUUUCCAGGUGCAUUCAAAACCGGACAUCCUUUGAUCGAUAAAGCCGGCGAUCUUGGCCAGAGAUCAUGUCGUACUGCUCGUUCCAGGCGCAGCUCGUGUCCAUCAUGGACAUCGUGGCCAAAGCGGCGGAAGCGGAAAUCAAGCGGCGCGUGGAGGAGAGCUGCGCGGUCAUCAGGCUGGAGCUGAGCCGCAGCCGGAAGGACAUCGAUGCUCUCAAGAGGAAAUGCUUGCUUAUGGACAGCGAGCUGAGGAGGGUCAGAGGACGGGGCAGGAAGAGAGUGUUUCAGUGUGGAACGCCGCAACGCUUUCCUACACCCUUCAAGACACACAGAGAGAUCACAGACCAAGACCAGAAUCCAGACCAGACCCCCAGCGUCCAGCAGCCGGUCCGUUCGCUGGAGGAGGGAAUCAGUUCUCCGGUGAUCAAACAAGAGUCCAGCAGCUCUGCAGGAGAGAACCGUCCCUUGGAUCACGAGCAGCAGGACGUCCAGCAGAUCCAAGCUCUCGAGAACACGGAGAACCCAAAACCAGGAGCUUCCGAGAUCCACAUCUCGCAAUUCCCUCGUUCCCAGACGCCGGCCGGCGAGCCUCCGAGCGCUUCGGGACGCGAGCCUAAAGCCGAGAAGGACGACGAGGAGCCGAGAGUCCACCUGAGGUUCGCCGAGCUGUGGACGGCGUUCCCCGAGACCGCCGCCGCCGCCGAAGACACGGACCCCGGGAGCUGCUCGCGUCCGGCGGAGACGCAGGCGGAGCUCCACGAGCCGGGACGCGCCCGGGAGGAAGCGGACAGGGCCCCGGCGUUCGGCCAGAAGCGCUUCUGCUGCUCGUUCUGCGAGAAGAGCUUCAGCCGCUUCGGGCAGCUGAAGGAGCACCUGCGCAGUCACACGGGCGAGAAGCCCUUCGCCUGCGCUCAGUGCGGCCGCAGCUUCACCAAACACUGCAAUCUGAUCCGGCACGCCGUGGUGCACAGCGGGGAGAAGCCGUACCAGUGCGCUCAGUGCGGGAAACGCUUCACGCAGCGCUCCAGUCUCAAAUCACACCAGAGGACACACUCCAGCGCUUGGCAUCAUCACAGCUGACCGCCGCGCCCACCUCUUAAAGGGCCGGGUCGCGCUAAAACGCUCACUUUUCAAAAACCGAGCACGAUUACGAACGGCGCAUUGAUUCGGUAAAGUUGCGUUUAAUACACAUUUCUCGUUUUUGAACUCGUCCGACGAACACCGAAAACAACCACAUUCUCUUAAACGAUCGUGACGACUCUUAUUUAAAGUGAGUCAUUUAAAUGAUUCAUUCAGGAACGAAACACGAGUGAUUCAUUCAGGAAAUGCUGUCGAAUGAGCUCAAAAACUACAAAUACGUCUCUAAAAUAAACUUCUUUAAUGAAACAACAUCCCAUUUGUAAUCGCGCUCAUUUUUUAAAAAUAUCACACCCCUACUUUUAAAAAGAAGUUUGAAUAUGUCCAUAGAAAUGUCAAUUUAGACUUAUUGGAAAAGACUGAUUUAUAUUCACGAGCGCUUUAGUCCACCGCGGUCAUUAAGAUACCAACAACAACAGCGAAACUAUUGAUAAAAUCCCUGAGAAUAUUAAGGUAUAAUAUUAGUUGAAAACAGAAGAUAUUUUUAUUCCUCCAGACAAGAUCCUUACGCACAGAAAUGCAGCAAGGAGUUGGUUAUAAAGUAACGUUAUAAAGCUACGAGAAGACUUCUGGCGUGAAAAGAACAGAAGGACCUCGUUGUGAAUCUUCAAGAAACUCGUUUGGUCUGAAAGAAAACGCAGAUUGGUUCUUGGCCACUAGGUGCUGCCUUUAGAGCAUUACUCCAGCACAGCUCACAAACACUUUUCUACGCUCCGAAAGAGGAACUUUUGUUAUCUUAACAUGUUGCAAUUUUUAGAUGUGCUUUUUUUACACGUUUGAAAUGUAUUUUCGUAUUUUUAUUUUAAUAUCGGAUGACUUUGUGUCAUUCGUGAUUUUAUGAUUUGUUUGCAUGACUGAAUAAAACAAAUAAGAAGCGCU